This is a messenger RNA of Salmo salar (Atlantic salmon), 1360 nucleotides long. RefSeq lists its product as uncharacterized. The record is from RefSeq and is a predicted model, not a curated record. Lineage: Eukaryota; Metazoa; Chordata; Actinopteri; Salmoniformes; Salmonidae.
GAAGGUUCUCAUGGAAAAUGCAUUCCGCUCAGGUCAUUGGCCAUCAGACAAUCCACAACUGCCAUACGGAGAACAAAGCAAGGGAACUUUUUUUAACCUGUUUUAUAAGGAACAUUCAUCUGUGGUCAAUAUAACCACAUCAACCUGUUUCAUCUGUGGAUAUUGGUUGGAGAGGAGAAGGAGACGAGGGACAGUGGAGGAGAUUGUGGAAUAUCAAAUAAACACCUAAUGUAAAAACACCAUAAUGGAACAAUUCAAACUCAGUGGGAGUGGAGGAACGAUGGCUCUCUACCUCCAUUACCUGCUGCAGUAGAGGGGUUGAUGAGAGGCAGUUGGAAUAUGAGGAUGGACCCCAGGGAUACCUACCCUACUACCAGGGUCUGUCUCCUGACAGAAUGUCCUUGGUGGAUGAGAUGGAAGAGGAGUGCUUGUACACUGAGGAGGUUUUUGCCUGAUGUAUGGAAGCCUCUGGUGCCAUUACUCAGCUUUAGUGCAAUGCUAUUGGUCAUGGUGUUGUAUGCCCUGGCAGAUCGGCUCCGCAGCUUUGUUGCUGAUAUCUUCAUUCCCCAGUACCACUACCCGUUUGCUGUACCAAUCACAUUUGUCCAGGUGCUGGUGACUCUGCUAUACUUGCUGCUCCUCCAUGCCAUGGGCCUAGCACCACUGAAGCCCUACUCUUUGUCUCUGGGUGAACGCCUGCUGGUGCCUUCUAUUUGUGGCAGUGCCCAAGCUGUGUUGGGUGUGUGGGCAGAGGCCAGUGCCCACUCUGGCAUGUAUGCCCUCACCAUGCGCCUGCUGCCCCUGCUCUGUGUGGGCUGGAGUCACGGCCUGCGGCUGGCAGUACCACCAUCAGUCCACCUAACGAGCCUUAUCACGGUCAUCACUUUGACCUCCGUCACUAUCACAGCGUCUCAGGGUCUCCCGUCAGUGGAGGUUCUGGAGUGUCUCUACGCCCCGCUGGCCCUCCUUCUCCAUAGCCUCUCUUUGACCUGGCUGGCCAAGGUGGCUGAGACCGAGCGCCAGCGCCACAGCAGCUCCCACACCUCGCCUUUUGACCUGUACUUCACCCUGAUGGUGAACCAGAGCCUGGUGCUUGGCUUCCUGUGCCUGCUGCACCCAGAGGGCCCCCGGGCACUGGGCGAGGGUAGCUGGCACAGCCUGCUCUUCAUGGGCUACCUGCUGGCAAUACUGCUGCUGGGAGCUCUACAGCACCUCUUGGUGGACAUGGCUGCUCUGACCUACUCACCGCUGGCUGCAGCGCUACUCCACACGGCACACAGAUUAACAAGACCGUUGUACAGCCUGUUGUAGAUGAUCCAACAUGUAGGAGGAUGAAGUUGACCCUAGAGACUAGUCAGAA